Messenger RNA from Oryctolagus cuniculus (rabbit), 2497 nucleotides. RefSeq names its product atypical chemokine receptor 1 (Duffy blood group) (gene ACKR1). NCBI's taxonomy places the organism in Eukaryota, Metazoa, Chordata, Mammalia, Lagomorpha, Leporidae. Gene Ontology annotation, cellular component: membrane. The record is from RefSeq and is a predicted model, not a curated record. Gene Ontology annotation, biological process: inflammatory response; chemokine-mediated signaling pathway; regulation of chemokine production. Gene Ontology annotation, molecular function: C-C chemokine binding.
UCCCCAUUUUGCUGGGUCCUUGCUAUCCAGUGUGUGGGGUGGGGCACCAAACUACUCCUGCCCCUCCAGGAGGACGUUUACGUGGACACUGGCCUCACCCCCCGGGAGAGCUUCACCGACCCCCACAAGCUCACGGCUAGCCCCCGUUUUGUUGGACCUGAAACGUGGGACCCCUCUUUUUGCACCUGGUUCUGUGGUGCUUUGCUCCUAGGCAUCCUUGCGUGAACGAGGCAGAAGAUCCUUAGCGAAAGUGGGGCUAAAACAUCCCACCUUUUCUUGAACAAAUGCAACCAUGUCCCUGAACCACUCCUCUAGAUCUCACCAUUCUGACCUGGACACCCCCCCGGCCCACCCCUCCAGGCCAUGCUGUGUCUCCUCUGAGGAAACGGAACUCAGAAAGGGGUGCAGAGACAGCAGGGACCUGAGAAAGCAGCAGGGAGAAGGGGCUUCUGGGAAUCUACCGGCAAGGUGGAUACCCUUUCUGUCAGCCGGAGAGGAGCAACAGCAUCACCUCCCUUAAGAACCUUUACAUGUUGCCAGACGCCAGGCCAAAGAAGCUGUUCUAGCUCCUGUCAGAGGCAGGACAGGGAUUACCCUGUGGGCCACAGUCUCCUUUUAAAAUAUGUUAUCCCAUUGUCCCCAGAGCCUAAACAUGCCAGGAUGUGUGUUCCACAUGGUAUGAAAGAUUCAUGCCCAGUUUUUCCCUAAAGUAGCCGCAUUAUGUAGCCUUGACAGCUCUCCCUCUGCUCACAAAGAAACACCCAGAUCUGGAGACAGCAGUGCUGAUACCCAGACACCCCUACACAUAACACACAUGUGUGCACACUGCUAUACACUCAGAAACAGGAGUGUAUCACACCCAGGCUGAUACACACAGAGUCCACACCACAGGCAUCCCCCUCAGACAGGACAGACCAACCCAGAAGCCUGCUAACUACCCCAUCCUCCAAACAGGGCUGUGGAAUGGCCUUGGCUUUCCCCAGGCGGGUGGGAGAGCAGUGAGAGCUGUCAGCCACCCUUUCCCUCCAGCCUCCCCGUGCCAUUCUUAUCUCUGCCUCACAAGUCACCCCUGGCCCCUCUUCCUUCCUUGUGCUCCAAGAACCCCUACUUGCUGGAAAGUCCCCUGGCUUCUCAGCGUCCCUGCCCACCUUCGGGAAAACGUUCACCUUCUGGUCCCCACCUUUUUCCUUUCCAGAGAGAGGUCUGACCCCGCAGGUCCAACCGCAAAACAGGAAGCCCCCGGGGCCACUGCCCCCGUGAGCCUGAGGCUUAGGCAGGCAGUGGGCGUGGGAUAAAGGCUUCCUGAAUGCCUCCCGCCACAGUGGCCCUCCCAGACCUGAGGGCCCUCAUUAGUCCUUGGCACUUAUCUUGGAACCACAGCCCCUGACAGAGCCGUGCCAGCCCUUCUCUCUGCCUGCCCUGAGCCCACGGUGCCAUGGGGAACUGUCUGCACCCGGUGGAGCCCUCCCUCUCAGUUGACCCAAAUUCGAACCAGUGGGACCUUGGAAACUUCCAAUGGAAUUAUUCCUACGAUGAGAAUGAGUCCUACAAAUCCUUUGACUACAACUCGGACCUGGAGGCAGCUGCCCCCUGCCACUCCUGUAACCUGCUCGACGACUCCUCCCUGCCCUUCUUCAUCCUCGCCAGCGUCCUGGGCAUCCUGGCGAGUGGAGCUGUCCUCUUCGCGCUUCUCCGACCUCUCUUCCACUGGCAGCUCUGCCCUGGCAGGCCUAUCCUGGCACAGCUGGCUGUGGGCAGUGCCCUCUUCAGCAUCGUGGUGCCCAUCCUGGCACCAGGGCUAAGCAGUGCCCACAGCAUCAUCCUGUGUGGCUUGGGCUACUGGGUCUGGUAUGGCUCAGCCUUUGCCCAGGCUCUGCUGAUUGGGUGCCGUGCCUGUCUGGGCCCCAAACUUGGAGCAGGCCAGUCUCCUGGCCUCACCCUGGGACUCGCUGUGGGCAUCUGGGUGGCAGCCUCCCUGUUGGGGUUGCCAAUCACCCUGGCCAGUGAUACUUCCCGUGGCAUCUGCACCCUGGCAUCCAGCAGGGGCCUGGGAGCCUUGCAGUCCACACAUGCUGUGGCCUGCUUUGUUGUCUUUAUCUUGUGGCCAUUGGGCUUGAUGGGAGCCAAGGGCCUGAGGAAAGCCCUGGGUUGGGGGCCAGGCCCCUGGGUUGACAUUCUGUGGGUCUGGUUCAUUUUCUGGUGGCCUCAUGGGAUAUUCCUAGGAUUGGACACCCUAGUGAGGUUCAGGAUCAUCUUGUUGCCCACAUGCAUGGUCCAGAAGGUUUUGGACCUGCUGCUGCACCUUGCAGAAGCCCUGGCAAUACUGCACUGUGUGGCUACUCCCCUGCUCUUGGCCUGGUUCUGCCACCAGGCCACCCGCUCUUCCCUGCCCUCCCUGCCCCUUGCGGAGAGACAGUCUUCUCAUCUGGACACCUUCGGGAGCAAAUCUUAGCCUGCUGUCAUCCGUCAACCUGAAUUAAAGGCUACAUUGCUUUUA